AUGUCUGCCGACAGAGCCUCGUCUCAUUACCUCUCGGGAAAGUCAAUAGUUGUGAUCGGCGCGGGUCUCUCUGGCUCCGCCUUUGUAGCCAGUUUGCGGAAUACAUGGGAGCACAAUCUCCCCUUUCCGGAAAUUGCGGUCUUCGACCGUGACCCCAAAGGCACAUUCGAACGACGCGGAGGCUACAGUCUAUCUCUUGUGGGCAAUGAUGUCUCAGGUGGUCUUGUCGCCUUGAGCAAAAUGGGACUUCUCGGUAAUGUCUUACGCAACGCUAUUGCUGGAGUUGACGGCGAUGGGAGUUUCAAGCUCUGGACAUCAAACUGGAAAGAACUCGCAAGCCAUCGACGCUCACCGAUGGAUGGCAUUCCCACAUCAAGCGUACGAAUUGACCGAAAAGAGAUCCGUCAAAUACUACUUGAAGCCGCUCAACUUGAUCAUGACAGCGCCAUGCAUUGGAACACCCGGUGCGUGUCUGUGUCAAAGCUGCCUACCGGCCGCCUGGCAGUAGGAACAAUUCGAGGCGAUGAGAACGAGGUUAAAGCAAUGGAAUGUGAUCUUGUCAUCGUCGCGGAUGGAGCCAACAGCAAGAUUCGCGACUAUCUACGGCCGACCGACACACUGGUAUACACAGGAGCCGUCCUGCGAACAGCAGUGUCACGAUUUUCCGGGCCUUUGCCAGAUAAGGUUGGCAGGAACUGGGGUUUCGUAUUAUCCAGCACGGGCACCUCAUGCUUCAUGUCUCCUGCCGGGGAAACUGAGCUCCAAUGGGCUGUUGGGCAUUUCGAAGACAAGACAUCAACAGAGAUAUGCGACGUCGAGCAUGCGAAGCGGGUCAUCCAACGGGCUUCGGAGCUUGGCUCCCAUAUCGCGGAACCAUUCAAGACAAUCGUCUCGCAAACCGUCCCCGACACGGUCAUGUGCAUUAACGCACACGACAAACUGCCGUUUCGGCAUUCGGAGAUAGGGACACUGCCAGUUGUCUUUAUUGGAGAUGCCAAUCAUGCACUCAGCCCUUUUGCAGGGUACGGCGCGAAUCUCGGGUUGAGUGAUGGCUGGGAUCUUGCAGAGCAACUUGCUAAAGGUGGUUCGCUCGCAGAAGCUAUCGCAGCUUAUGAUGAUAUUAGCUUUCCACGCGCGACCAAGGUUGUAACAGGCGCGCGACGGAGAUUACGUGCGGGUCACAGCACCGGUUUGAGAUAUCUUUUUUUCCUGGUCAUGUUGGUUAUUUCUAGAGUACUGCGCCGGAUCUUGGGUAAAUAG
Messenger RNA from Akanthomyces muscarius, 1260 nucleotides. RefSeq lists its product as uncharacterized. The transcript has a single exon. The record is from RefSeq and is a predicted model, not a curated record. Lineage: Eukaryota; Fungi; Ascomycota; Sordariomycetes; Hypocreales; Cordycipitaceae. The coding region runs from base 1 to 1260 and encodes 419 amino acids. Gene Ontology annotation, molecular function: FAD binding.